ACCCUCGCGUUCGUCAAUUCCAACGCGUGCCUAAAAUCAGUUCUUGCUAUUCCGGGAUUUCUCUCCCCCUAGCUGUGUUUCUUAGCAAACCAGAUGAACGUUCGGAGAAAAGUAGGGUGCCUGACAACGCGACUAGUGAGAAAUUGAGGCAUCACGUGUCGUUUUUUUGAGAGUAGCAUUGUUGUGAAACCUGUUAGGUUUAGAAUUUUUGGUGAAUUGGUUUCGUACAGAAAGACGAUCUGAGCAGGUUUUUUUUCUUUUCUUUUCUUUUCUGGGUAUGGGAGAGGUGUGAGAUCAAGUGUUGGGUUUGUGAAGCAUGGUGGUCUUUUCGAUGAGUGCCUGUGUCAGAAAAUGAGGGUUUGAGAGGAUUUUGAGCUGUAGGUAUGGCCUCCUCUGAGAAACAGAAUUCGGAAGAGAGGUUGUUUCAACAGGCAUCGCCCCAGCCAUGGAAACUGAAGAUGCCGUGGGAGAGGAGCUCUUCGGCUGAGGGUGCCAAGUCAACUAGUGCACACACGCAGUCCGUUAAAAAACGUUCAUUGUACGAGCAUCCAUUUCUUCAGGACACGCUACUGAAAGAAGAAGCUGAUGCUGCGGCUGCAGCUGCAACUGCAAAUGUCUCCUCGCUGGCCUCACUGAAAGCUCUUUUGUUGACUCGAAGGCGCUUGCGACUCGACCCUGAGAAGCAUUUGUACUUUCUAUAUGAUCCAGGGAAACAAGUCUCAACUGCAAUAAAGAUCAAGAAUGUCAGCCGCACACACGUCGCUUUCAAAUUUCAAACAACUGCACCAAAGAGUUGCUUUAUGCGCCCCAACAGUGGUGUGCUUGCUCCAAACGAAAGCAUCAUCGCUACAGUGGUGAAGUAUAUAGAGCCAAUGACAGGAAGUCAGGAGAGAAAGACCAAAGAGAAAUUCAAGAUAGUUAGUCUGGCAGUGAAGCCAGAUAUCGAAUAUGCUCCGGAACUGUUUGACCAUCAAAGAGAUAUAGUUUCUGUGGAGCGCAUUCUACGAGUUGUUUUCGUCGACCCUAACAAGGCGUCACCUGAGGUAUUGAACAGGUUGCAAACGCGGCUGGCAGAGGCUGAAGCUGCUGAAGCGGCUCGUUUGCAGCCCGAAAAAGAGGAGGUUCCUAAGACCACAAUGGUCCAGGAGGGGCUCGUAAUUGAUGAAUGGGCUUCGUCGGGAUUGCAAAUAGGAGGGAUAACUGAAGAUUGCAUAUUUCCGCAAGAAUGGCUUUGCUUUCCAGCGGCUCUCAGCACUGUUUUCUGUUACGGUGCCUCGCAGAAACAACGCAGAGAAGAUUAUCUCGCCCGUCAACAGGUCGAAGGCGGAGAGUCUUUAUGAGAUUGCGAGUUGUGAAAGUGCGUUCGCGCAACCGAUCGCAGUACUCAAAACUUGAAAGAGCGAAGGAGUGGUGAUAGUGUACGUCCUAUGAUGUCAAAGAAGACCAUUUCAUGCUCACGCAGGCUAUUGCAAGACUUCUGGUGGACAAUUCCAAUGUGCGUGAGGGUAUCGCUGUAGGUGCUGCUUGGACAUUCGUGGAGUUUUGGCAGGAAUCUGCGUGUCAUACAUUCUCUCGGUGCAGUGGAAAUUCCAUCUUAGUUGUUUCACAGGGUAUUAACUUCUGACUCUUUAGAAGUCGAUGACAUUCAUCAGAAUGACCAGCAUAUAAAAUCUGCUAUCACCUUGCCAGGGUGGACAGUUAUACAUAAAUAAAUGAGUUAAUGAGUUGCAAUA
This is a messenger RNA of Physcomitrium patens, 1733 nucleotides long. Lineage: Eukaryota; Viridiplantae; Streptophyta; Bryopsida; Funariales; Funariaceae. The record is from RefSeq and is a predicted model, not a curated record.